AUGCUUGGCCAGUCACUCAAAGCUUCGCGCCAAUUGGUCGCCAGAACGGCCCUCAAGCAAAAUGCCGUCACUCUCCGCCGAACCUUCAUCACUCCCACCGCAGUGAGGCAGGCCGACCUCGUCCAGGACAUGUACCUUAAAGAGCUCAAGGCCUACAAGCCCCAACCGAUCAAGGCCAACGAUGCCGAGGGCCAAGUCCAGAAGUUCACCCUCCCCAAGCCACCACCAUCUCCCGAAGAGGCCGACCUCCAGAACGAUUUGGCCGCCUACGAGCAGCAAGCCCCAGAAGUCGAGGGCCAGUCUGGCGCCCCAGGUGCGAGCGAGCCAGUGCAGGAUUGGUUUGACGAGAGCGCCUUGGAGGAUGAGGAGCCAGCGCACCACUAG
Messenger RNA from Zasmidium cellare ATCC 36951, 384 nucleotides. RefSeq lists its product as uncharacterized. NCBI's taxonomy places the organism in Eukaryota, Fungi, Ascomycota, Dothideomycetes, Mycosphaerellales, Mycosphaerellaceae. Gene Ontology annotation, biological process: proton motive force-driven ATP synthesis. The transcript is spliced from 3 exons. The record is from RefSeq and is a predicted model, not a curated record. The coding region runs from base 1 to 384 and encodes 127 amino acids.